AUACCAUAAGAGCUUCCAGGAGAUGAUUGACGAGAAAUGAUUGUGUCGUCCUCUCGUUGAGUCAAUUAGAACGAGGCUCGAUCUGGGAUGGAUGAAGACAAGGAACGAUGAUUUUUCAGCAACGUACCUUAGAAAAAGGGCCAACACGUCUUGUCGUAACGAUGCCGUUAUUAAUGGUUAUAAGAAGUAUUGCGCACAUCGAAAGUCGACAGUUGUGUUUGCUACCGAUAUCAAGCAUGUGGAUUCUCUAACUGACGCCUUCAGAAGACGCGCAUAUAAUGCUCGAUCGGUUACCAGUGAGACGCCUUAUACUAAACGAGUGGAGAUCUUAGACGACUUUCGAGAGGGCAAGUUUCCGAUCCUCAUCAACUGUGGUAUCUUGACGGAGGGCGUGGAUAUCCCUCGAAUCGACUCGAUCGUCAUGGCGAGACCCACCAAGUCUCGUGUUUUUAUUGAACAAAUGUUGGGUCGUGGAUUGCGGAUCUAUCCUGGCAAGGAGGACUGUCUUGUUCUGGACUAUGUGGACAUUAUCAACGGAGAGACUAUGCACACUAUUCCUGAGUUGCUAGGACUGACCGAAUUGCACACCAUAAUCGCCGAGGAUCUCAACGAGGAAGAAUCAGUCGCUGCGGAUAACAUAGCGAAUGGAGAAGUAGUUGCUGUUGACGGUAUAGUCAACGCGGAUGGAGAGGAGCCAGUAAUAACGAAUAGUUGUUGCGAUUUCAGCUCAGUAAAAGGAUACAACUCGUUGUCUAGACGAUCGAUCCAGCUGAGUCGGGACAUUGGAUAGUGACCAACAACAUUGUUGAUUGAUGUCGAAGCUAUGCUGUUGGGCCCCAAAAAAUCGCCGCAGAAGGUGUCCAUGGUAGUGCAUACUAUUGGGAGCAAGCCUCUACUUCACCAAGGAAUCAAAGCGAUCGACGCGCUUCUCCAAAAAAAAAAAAAAAAAAAGAUCGGCGAGCUUAAACACCUUCCACGUGAGGAGCUCGUCGCAUAAAGCAGGUUG
This is a messenger RNA of Gamsiella multidivaricata, 1006 nucleotides long. RefSeq names its product P-loop containing nucleoside triphosphate hydrolase protein. The record is from RefSeq and is a predicted model, not a curated record. The transcript is spliced from 5 exons. Bases 92 to 790 code for a protein of 232 amino acids. NCBI's taxonomy places the organism in Eukaryota, Fungi, Mortierellomycota, Mortierellomycetes, Mortierellales, Mortierellaceae.